Penicillium cosmopolitanum is the source of this 828-nucleotide messenger RNA. RefSeq lists its product as uncharacterized. Lineage: Eukaryota; Fungi; Ascomycota; Eurotiomycetes; Eurotiales; Aspergillaceae. The transcript has a single exon. The record is from RefSeq and is a predicted model, not a curated record. The coding region runs from base 1 to 828 and encodes 275 amino acids.
AUGAUAUCCUUUCAUGAUUUCCUUCCCUCUACCACACCCAGAUAUAGAUAUAAGGGUUAUCGUGAAUCCCUCAGGCUCUUCGAAGAGGAGCAUGAUAAGCUUCAGCAUGAAGAAGAUCCACUUGGAUGCGCGUAUAACCCUUAUUUCAUUAUGGAUAUUGACGAGCGCUCCUUCCUGGAGUAUUUUGUCAACUCAGAGGAUAAAUUACUGACGCUGUCUUGGGAAAUUUAUGAUCAUGUCUACCAGUCCGCGCUGUUCAAAAUGGAGUCCUCAGAGCACGCCACUGCCGCCGGGGCUUUCAAUACUAUCUUCUCUACCUGGGCCAGGAGCGUGACCAAACCCUUUCUAUCAAAUACCGGCACCAGAACGGUCCGUGGUGUUACCUGUACCAAGAAAGCCGAUAUCUCGUGGACACCAGCGGAGGUGCCGAGUGGUCGAUCGCACAAAUGGCCAACUUUUGUUGGUGAGAUUGCUUGGUCAGAACCUCGCUCAAAGUUGAAAGCAGAUAUAAAGUUUUGGCUAGAAGACCCGGAGAGUUCUGUGAAUGUCGCCAUAACCAUCAGUGUGCUCCGCGGUCGGAUUUUGAUCGAGAGAUGGGAAGUUUCCGAUAAUAAGUCUCCAUCGCCGACCCAAAAGAUUGAAAUUAUCCGCAAUCCCAAGCCCGGCUGCCCCCAAGUCAGUGGCCAGUUCGAGAUCGAGUUCUCCGACGUUUUUUUAAGGGAGCCCAAGCCUAAAACUAGGGAACGGAAUUUCAUCCUUACAAUAGCGGAUAUGCAUGAGUUAGCGGCUCAUGUCUGGGAAUAUCAAUAUCAAUUCCCAGCCGGCUAA